UUGUUCCCUGUGUCCUGCAGUCUUUCCAAAGUGAAGGACUGGACUGAGGCUCCAGCAAGUUUCUCUAGGAAUUCCAUAGCCGCAGUAUUUAAAUCAGCACUGUUUUCUUAAACCCUGGGAGGGAUAAUGCAAUAUCUACAAUGAUUGCUUCCAUUCUACUUAUACUUCUGCAGGUGAUCCAGCCGACACUUCAGUUGGAAUCGGACACAUUUUUAAUCUACAAUGAAGACCACAAGAAAUGUUUACAAGCUCAGAAGAACAUCAUUAUUGCGACUUCCUGUAAUGUGGACAAUAAAGCACAGAAAUUCCGCUGGAUCUCUAAACACCAGCUGAUAAACGUGCAAGAGUCGCAGUGCUUGGGGGUGUCCGCUAAAAAAGACACAGGCUUGGUUAACUUGUUUUCAUGUGAUGGAGUAAGUGAGCUCCAGAAGUGGGAGUGUAAAAAUGACACUUUGUUCGGGAUUGUAGGAGACGACCUUCAUUUGAACUUUGGCAAUACAAAUGAAAAAGUGAUUAUUUAUAAAGGAAUGGGAGUCUGGAGCCGGUGGAAGAUCUACGGAACGCCCGAUGACUUGUGUAUUAAGGCCUAUGAAGAAAUCUUUACUUUAAAUGGAAACUCUGAUGGUCAGCCCUGCGUCUUCCCGUUCAAGUUUAACUCCAAGUGGUAUGCGGACUGUACUGUGGAUGGAAGAACUGAUAAUGGUCUCUGGUGCUCUACAACAGCAGAUUAUGAUAAAGAUAAGCUGUAUGGAUUUUGUCCACGUACAACCACAGUAGAAAGUUGGUGGACAAUGGAUUCCAUCACUGGCGUCAAAUAUCAAAUCAUUUCCGGUUCUGCUUUGACUUGGUACCAAGCGCGGAGGAGCUGUCAGCAACUGGAGGCCGAGUUACUGAGCAUAACAGAACUACAUGAGCAAACGUACAUUUCAGGGUUAACCAAUACUAUUACAACACCCUUAUGGUUGGGGCUUAAUAGUCUGGACUUUAACGCUGGCUGGAAGUGGGACAAUGGAAAUCCAUUCCGAUACCUCAAUUGGCUUCCAGGAAACCCUUCAACAGAACCAGGGAAGAAUUGUGUGGCGCUGAAUCCUGGAAAAAACGCUAAGUGGGAAAACAAAGAGUGCUCGCAAAAGUUAGGAUACGUGUGUAAAAAGGGCAACAUCACCUCCUCCUACAUCCCUCCGUCUGAUGUCGAGCCCUUUAAUUGCCCUCCGACCUGGAUCCCCUAUGCUGGCUAUUGUUAUUCACUGCAUAAAGAAUCAAAGAUGUGGAAGGACGCUAUGGUGUCUUGUAGGAAAGAAGAAGGGGACCUCGCGAGCUUGCACAAUAUUGGAGAUUUCGGCUUUGUUACCUCUCAGUUCGAGUUUGAAGGCGCAGAAUUUGUUUGGAUCGGACUGAACGACUUGAAGACGCAGCUGUUUUUUGAGUGGAGUGAUGGCACCCCCGUGCAUCAUACAGUGUGGCAGAGAGGAGAACCUUCUCACCUCACUAACAAACAAGAGGACUGUGUGGCUUUAAACACCAAGGAAGGUAAUUGGGCAGAUAAGAUGUGUGAGAAGAAAUUCCCUUAUCUUUGCAAGAGGAAACCUUUGCCAAACGAUCAUGAGCUAAGGCCGCUUAUUGAGCCAGGCUGCAGUAAGGGGUGGAAAAGACAUGGCUAUUACUGCUACUUCAUAGGGGAAACAGCAUCCACAUUUACAGAAGCCAACUCCACUUGCAAUACCAAUGCAGCUUAUUUGAUGACUGUUGAAGACAGAUUUGAACAGGCUUAUCUAACAAGCCUGAUUGGGCUUAGACCAGAGAAAUAUUUCUGGACGGGACUCACCGACAUGGAAGAAAGGGAGACUUUUAAAUGGACCAACAAGGAGAGGGUUAUGUACACUCACUGGAAUGCAGACAUGCCUGGAAGAAAACAAGGUUGUGUGGUGAUGAGAACAGGAAACAAAGGUGGAUUGUGGGAUGUCAUCAAAUGUGACGAGAAGGCUAAGUUUGUCUGUAAGAAGUGGGCAGAAGGAGUGACACCACCGCCAAUCCCGACAACAACAGCAGAGCCAAAGUGCCCAGAGGGAUGGAAGACAAGCACCCUUUUAAGCUCUUGUUACAAAUAUUAUAAAACCACAACGGACGACGAGAAGAAGACAUGGAUGGAAUCCCGGGACUUUUGUCGGGCAAUAGGAGGAGAUUUACUCAGCUUGAACAGUAAAGAUGAAGAACAGGCGGUGUCCUCAAUGUUGUCGACUGCCAGUAUCUACCGCAACAUCUUCUGGAUGGGUCUAAUGAGCAGCGAUCCCAUUGAAGGCUAUCAGUGGUCGGAUGGUUCAGCUGUAAUUUAUGAAAACUGGGGUUAUGGAGAACCCAACAACUUCCAGGGCCUGGAACUGUGCGGAGAGCUAACCUCUGAUUACAGGAUGUCCUGGAACGACAGGCACUGCGAACACCCAGCAGACUGGAUCUGUGAGCUAAGAAAGGGUGUAGCAGCGAAACCAGAACCUACAAACUCGCCAGUUCCUGAUUAUGAAAUAAGCAGUGACGGCUGGCUGGUCCGAGGUGACCGGCAUUAUUAUGUGAGUAAAGACGAGAUGACCAUGGAAAAGUCACGAGAGUUUUGUAAGAAGAAUUUUGGUGACCUGGUUACGAUCAAUGGAGAAGAAGAAAGGAAAUUUUUGUGGAAAUAUAUUUUAAAGAAUGGGAAGGCUGAUGGAUACUUCAUUGGUUUACGUUUAAACCUGGAUAAAGAAUUUAAAUGGAUGGAUGGAUCUCCUAUGGAUUAUGUGGCGUGGGCGAGUUAUGAACCCAACUUUGCUAACAAUGAUGAGAAUUGUGUAUUGAUCUAUAGAAACCUAGGUUAUUGGAAUGACAUGAACUGUGGCCAAAACUAUCCAUUCAUUUGUGAAAGGAAAAUCAGUAACAUCAAUACAACCUUUGCGCCAACAGUCCCGCCACCCGAAGGAGGGUGUCCAUCAGAAUGGCUGGCAUAUGGAAAAAAGUGUUUUAGAAUAUAUGGAGAGGAAGAUGAUGAAGUGGUGGAAUGGCACGCCGCGAGGUCAGCAUGUCAGCAGGUGGGAGGAAAUUUGGCCAGCGUAUCUGAUGAAGUGGAACAAGCCUUCUUGACUUACAACAUGAAACAUUUGAAGAUUGAUGUCUGGAUUGGGAUGAACGAUGUUAAUGCAGAGCACAAGUUUGUAUGGACAGACCAGAGUGGAGUGCAAUAUACCAAUUGGGCCAAAGGUCAUCCAUCUGGCAGCCAUGUUUAUGCCCAUGAUGAUGAUACUGAUUGUGUGGCUAUGAAAGCAGGAUCAACGUUGGAUUCUGGGACCUGGAUGGAAGAGGACUGUGACCUGGAUAAAGGAUACAUAUGCCAAAAAUCUAAAGAUCCCAAACUGCCUUUUGUGCCAACUGUGGCUCCAGCCCAUGACCAACACAAGUUUGGUGAUGCCAUCUACACAUUACAAAAAAUGAAGAUGAAGUGGGAUGAGGCACGGCGAGUGUGUAAAACCUCAGACUCCGAGCUCGUCAGCAUUUUAGACGAGUACACGGCUUCCUUUCUAAGAGUGCAGCUGAAUAAAUUUAAGGAACCCUUCUGGAUUGGGCUUAACAGUAAUAAGACAGAAAAUCAGUUCAAAUGGAUUGAUGGCUGGAAACUCCGUUACACCAAAUGGGCUUCCGGAGAACCAAAAAAGAAGAAAGCUUGUGUUUACAUCGAUGUAGACGGUCAGUGGAAGACCUCGUCCUGUGAUGAAAAUUAUGCUUCUGUGUGCAAGCAGACCAGCGUUAUGGCUCCCACUGAACCACCUCAAAAACCUGGAAAAUGCCCAGAUUCUCCAUCAAAAACCUGGAUACCCUUCAGCGGCCAUUGCUAUCUUGUGGAAUCUUCAUACACCAGAAACUGGGCUCAGGCAUCCAUGGAAUGUCUUCGGCAAGGAGCCAAUUUAGCUUCAGUUGAAGAUCAGGUGGAAGCAGACUUUUUAUAUCACCAUGUCGAGUUACUCAGUGAUCGGACAAACACCUUCUGGGUUGGUUUAUACAGGAAUGUAGAAGAAAAAUGGCUGUGGCUGGACAGCACUCCCUUGGACUUUGUAAACUGGAACACUGGAGAACCAUCUGACCAAGAAGACGAGGACUGUGUAGAGAUGUACGCUACAAAAGGGACCUGGAACAACAUCUACUGCUCCUCUUACAGAGGAUACAUAUGUAAAAGACCAAAAAUUCCAGUGCCUACAGAAAAGCCAGUAAAACCAGAAGAGUCCAAGGCAGAUCUCAAGUCAUCGCAUGGUAUCACCGGGGGCGUGGUCAUACUUGUCAUAGUUAUCAUUGCUGGAACCACUAUUGCAGUCUAUUACCUGUACAGAAAGAAGCAGAAUAAGGUCCCUCCCCCAGAAGAAAACUUCGAUAACACCCUAUACUUCAACGGCAACCGUGCUCCCCCAACAAAUGACACCAACAUUCUUGUGGAUAACAUUGAACAAAAUGAACGUUCAAUUUCUUAGUGCUAUGAAUGUAAAAAGUCAUUCUUAGGUGUGAAAAAAAUCAGUUCCAUCUGCAGCUCCUUUGCUAAUACUAAAGUGUAACAUUACCUUUUGGCUCCCUCCAAGCCCUUGGAUAUGAAAGGACCCAACUGUACCAGUGCAGUCUUACUUCCACUACAUUCUAACUGCAGUAAAGGUCAAUUCUAAAAUGUAUGUCACAAAUGUGGUGGAUGCCAGUGUUUGGAGUUGUUGGCUGUCUGUCCUAAUGUAUGUCCCAUUGGUAGGACUUUCUUACAUUAAGUUGGGUCUUCUCUUCCCUCCACAAAGCCAUAACAAAGGUGCACUAUCAAAGGUGAAUUCCCCAAUUUUGAUUACUUAUGCCCCGUACACACGAUCGGAAUUUCCGAUGGAAAAAGUCUGAUGGACUUUUUCUAUCGGAUUUUCCAAUC
This is a messenger RNA of Rana temporaria (common frog), 4915 nucleotides long. Its product is annotated as macrophage mannose receptor 1-like. Bases 141 to 4487 code for a protein of 1448 amino acids. Gene Ontology annotation, cellular component: plasma membrane. NCBI's taxonomy places the organism in Eukaryota, Metazoa, Chordata, Amphibia, Anura, Ranidae. Gene Ontology annotation, biological process: receptor-mediated endocytosis. The transcript is spliced from 30 exons. Gene Ontology annotation, molecular function: signaling receptor activity. The record is from RefSeq and is a predicted model, not a curated record.